CUGGGAAGGCAUCAGAGACCAGAUUCGCAUGGAAGACCACAGAAGACUAGAAACUACGAAUGAUCCUCAAGAAACCAAAACUCCAUUAGAAAAUUUAACUGAGGAAGAUCUUGUCAUCUUAAAGUUAAACUACGAGCAGUUCACGCCAAUUAUCAGAAGCAUUUUCUUUGUUAUGACCAUGAUGAGCGUCCUAAGUGAUGUGAUGUUGGCGUGCACUGUCAUGUUCUUCCAUACAAUGCCACAGAAAGUAGCCGGAGGUGCCAUUGCCAUGGCUACAUGGUACUGUACGUACAGAUUAUGGUAUAAAUAUGAUGCUUCUCCAGGACUGCCUGGUUCUGGCAUCUUUCAAUACCAGACUGUAAAAGAAAAGCCAAAAGAUAGUUCGAGCAGAUUGAGAAGACGUUCCUCUAUCUGCAAGGAACACAAGGAUAGUUUACCAAAAUUUAUGGGAAUGCCAUUAUAUGGCCUAAAGAAGGAUAUAGAGGAGAAGAAGAAAGAGAAUGAAAAAGAAGAGGACAGGUGUGGCUUGGAAGAUUUUGGAGAGAUGCCCGAACGUAGUUCAAGAAAUGGAACAUACGGAGACUUCGGUUCCUCAAGAAGUAGAACAUGGAGGAGGUAGAAGACGGUGUAAUGAUUUACAAACCAAGUAAUUUUUCUGACACUAGCAAUAUGCUUCAGAAAUGUUCUGUGUCAUAAAAAAAUAUUUACACAGCUAUCGAAACUCAAAUAUGCUUAUCAAUCACUAGUCUUUUUAUCAGUGAAACUGCUUUUCUUAGCCAUUUUAUACCUAAUUUAGAUAUUUUAACAUGACAAUGUGUGAAAGAAUUUGCCUAACAGUUAUCUAGUCACAGUCAAUCUUUAGAUUGCACAGAUCCUCUGAACUCUCAAACGCACUAGUAUUAAUGUUACUCUUACAAUGCAGAUGUUAAGAUUAGGAUCGUUUUUAUACACAAGCAAAUGCUCAAUCAGGCAUACAAGGCGUUUAUAUGUAUAUCCAGUACAUCAGCAGAGAUUCAAUUUGCUUUACAUGGUGUAGUUAACCUCAUAAAUUUUCAUUAAAUUUUUUAAAUACCAUACCAUAGCACAGCUUUUUCUCUCUUUCUCUCUCUAUUUCUAUCUCUAUCUCUCUAUCUGUCUCCAUCUCUAUCUCUCUAUCUCUAUCUCUAUCUCUAUCUCUCUAUCUCUCUAUCU
This is a messenger RNA of Penaeus vannamei (Pacific white shrimp), 1191 nucleotides long. NCBI's taxonomy places the organism in Eukaryota, Metazoa, Arthropoda, Malacostraca, Decapoda, Penaeidae. The record is from RefSeq and is a predicted model, not a curated record.